AAAAAUAACACAUCUUAUUUCCUCUCCCUUUUCUCUCUCCCUCCCUCAAUCAAAUCUUCUGCACAAAGUUAAAGAUUUGAAGGAAGCAAAAUGGAUUUGUGGUUUACCAUUGUUGCAAUUGUCUUCUUUGCAUCUAUACUCGUUGCAAAGAACACGAAAAUGACAAAGAAAAAUCUACCUCCUGGACCACCAAGACUUCCUAUAAUUGGCAACUUGCACCAAUUGGGAUCAAAACCUCACCGUUCCAUGUUCAUAUUGUCUGAAAAAUAUGGAUCUCUAAUGUCCCUCAAGUUUGGAAACGUGUCUACCGUUGUGGCAUCAACUCCAGAAACAGUGAAAGAUGUCUUGAAAACGUUCGACGUUGAUUGUUGCUCACGACCUUAUAUGACUUACGCUGCAAGGCUUUCAUACAAUCGCAACGAUCUCGCAUAUUCUCCCUAUAGUAAAUACUGGAGGGAACUGCGAAAGUUGACAGUUACGGAACUCUACACCCCAAAGAGGGUCAAGUCCUUUGGACAUCUCAGAGAACAAGAAGUUGCCUCCUUGGUCGAUUUCAUCAAACAAUCUGCCUCAUUGAAGAAACAGGUUAAUAUCAACCUCAAGCUUUUGAAAUUAUCAGCAAGUGUGAUUUGUAGACUUGGAUUUGGGAUAAGUCUUGAAGGGAGUAAACUUGAGAGUAGUUAUGAAGAAGUUAUUCAAGGGAUCAUGGAGGUUGCGGGGAGUUUUGCAGCAGCGGAUUGCUUCGCCGUUGUUGGUGGAUUAAUCGAUAGACUCACAGGGUUACAUAGUAAAUGUGAGAAGGUUUUUAAAGCAAUGGAUUUGUUUUUUGAUGAAGCCAUAAAGCAUCACUUAGAGAAUGAGAGUAUUAAAGAUGAUAUCAUUCACUUGCUUCUCAAAAUGGAAAGGGGAGAGAUUGGACUUGGAGAGUUUCAACUUACCAGAAACCACACCAAAGGAAUUCUUCUGAACAUUCUUGCUGCUGGAAUAGACACUUCUGCCCAAACUGCAACAUGGGUGAUGACACAUUUGAUUGCAAACCCAAGAGUUAUGAACAAAGUGCAAGCCGAGGUAAGAGAAGUGAUAAAAAACAAAGAUGAUAUCACUGAAGAAGAUAUAGACAAAUUGGAGUAUCUCAAAAUGGUUAUUAAAGAAACAUUCCGGAUAAACCCACUUGUGCCACUUCUGGUACCAAGGGAGGCUUUAAAGGAUAUAAAGAUCGCAGGUUAUGACAUUCCGAAGAAAACAUGGAUCCAUGUCAACAUUUGGGCUAUUCAUAGGAAUCCAAAUGUUUGGAAAGAUCCAGAAGUUUUCAUCCCUGAGAGAUUUAUGGACAAUGAGAUCGACUAUAAAGGUCUAAACUUUGAGUUGUUGCCAUUUGGUAGUGGACGGAGGAUGUGCCCUGGUAUGGGUAUGGGAAUGUCUUUGGUACACUUGACUCUUGUCAAUCUUAUUUACCGUUUCGAUUGGAAGCUCCCGAAAGGAAUGAGUGCAAAAGAUGUUGAUCUUGAAGAAUCUUAUGGACUUGUAUGUCCAAAGAAAGUUCCACUCGAGAUUAUCCCGGUCAUUACCCAGUGGACUUGAUGUUUGUAUGUAUAUAUAUUUCAUAUUUAAGAUGUAACCUUUGAAUUGUUUUGUAGGUCUUAUUAUUAGCAACAAAAACUUGUUCAAUGAAUUCAUUUUAGCAAAUUAUUUCUGGUAAAUACAACGUUUUAUGCUCG
Eruca vesicaria subsp. sativa (arugula) is the source of this 1718-nucleotide messenger RNA. Lineage: Eukaryota; Viridiplantae; Streptophyta; Magnoliopsida; Brassicales; Brassicaceae. The record is from the annotation of a GenBank genome assembly.